AUGGCCGAAGCUUACAAUGCGACCUUAACAAAGGUUCCUGAAUGGCUUAACAAAGGAGACAACGCAUGGCAGCUCACGGCGGCGACUCUGGUCGGUCUACAAAGCAUGCCAGGUCUAGUCAUCCUCUACGCCUCCAUCGUCAAGAAGAAAUGGGCUGUGAACUCCGCUUUUAUGGCUCUCUACGCCUUCGCCGCUGUUCUCCUCUGUUGGGUCCUCCUCUGUUACAAAAUGGCUUUCGGAGAUGAGCUUUUACCUUUCUGGGGUCGAGGUGGUCCCGCCUUCGACCAAGGAUACCUCAAAGACAGAGCCAAGAUCCCAUCAACUGUCUUUAAGUCAGCAAACGGGACGAUAGAGAUACCAGCGGUGAUGCCGUUGUUUCCCAUGGCGACUUUGGUGUAUUUUCAGUUCACUUUUGCGGCGAUAACGACAAUACUUGUGGCCGGGUCGGUGUUGGGGAGGAUGAAUAUUAAAGCGUGGAUGGCUUUUGUGCCGUUGUGGCUGAUCUUUAGCUACACAGUCGGAGCUUAUAGUAUAUGGGGGGGUGGGUUUCUGUACCAAUGGGGAGUUAUUGAUUACUCCGGCGGAUAUGUUAUUCAUCUCUCCUCUGGUGUUGCCGGCUUCGUCGCAGCUUAUUGGGUGGGACCUAGGCCGCAAGCUGACAGAGAAAGAUUUCCACCGAACAAUGUUCUUUUAAUGCUUGCCGGAGCUGGUCUUCUAUGGAUGGGAUGGUCCGGUUUUAACGGCGGAGCUCCAUACGCGGCCAACAUAACCUCCUCAAUCGCGGUGCUCAACACCAACCUCUCCGCUGCCACAAGCCUCCUAGUAUGGACCACACUCGAUGUUAUCUUCUUUGGCAAACCUUCUGUCAUAGGAGCCAUUCAAGGCAUGGUCACUGGUCUCGCCGGCGUUACUCCCGGAGCAGGAUUGAUUCAAACAUGGGCAGCUAUAAUAAUUGGAAUAUUCUCAGGAUCAGUUCCAUGGGCCUCUAUGAUGAUCCUUCACAAGAAAUCAGCUCUCCUCCAACAGGUCGAUGAUACGUUAGCAGUAUUCUACACACACGCAGUAGCCGGGAUACUAGGUGGAACAAUGACCGGCUUAUUCGCACAUCCUGAUCUCUGCGAGCUGACACUUCCUAACCCAACCAGAGGAGCUUUCUACGGCGGCGUUGGCGGCAAACAGCUUUUGAAACAGUGGGCCGGAGCUGCCUUCAUUAUUGUAUGGAAUCUGGUGUCGACGACUCUCAUACUUCUUGCUAUCAAAAUGUUCAUACCAUUGAGAAUGGCUGAGGAAGAGCUUGGGAUUGGAGAUGACGCUGCUCAUGGAGAAGAGGCUUAUGCUCUUUGGGGAGAUGGAGAGAAGUUUGAUGCCACGAGGCAUGCAACACAAAUGCAACAGUUUGAGAGAGAUCAAGAAGCUGCUCAUCCUGCUUAUGUUCAUGGUGCUAGAGGUGUAACCAUUGUUUUAUAAAAACAUCUUUAUGUGCUUUCAUUUUUUUUUUUUUUGUGUCUCCUUUUUUUUUCUUUUGGUGUUGUAGAGACAUGAAAGAGUGAUGUGUUAUUUUGUUAAAUUUGGUAGAAUUGGUCAUUUAGCUUAGUAUUCGUUUGUAAUGAACAUACUUUCUUAGUUUUCUCUGUACCAAUAACAAAUAUUUUUGCCAA
Messenger RNA from Eruca vesicaria subsp. sativa (arugula), 1658 nucleotides. Lineage: Eukaryota; Viridiplantae; Streptophyta; Magnoliopsida; Brassicales; Brassicaceae. The record is from the annotation of a GenBank genome assembly.